Molecule: messenger RNA, 1786 nt
Organism: Tigriopus californicus
Lineage: Eukaryota; Metazoa; Arthropoda; Copepoda; Harpacticoida; Harpacticidae
Product: alpha-1,4-N-acetylglucosaminyltransferase-like
Exons: 5
Coding region: 181-1275 (364 amino acids)
Biological process (GO): glycosphingolipid biosynthetic process
Molecular function (GO): hexosyltransferase activity
Source: RefSeq, a predicted model, not a curated record
AAGGGAGUCCGCAAAAAAUCGACGCAAGUAAAUAUUUUAUUUUCAUUGCAAUCUUCAUGAAUGGAAAACUUUCGAAUGUCGUCAUUGGUCCACCAAGUUGGGCAUUGGACGGACGUUGUAGACCAAUAGUCCCUCAUUCAGUGUCCAUUGGGUGACCCACAUGGGUCUUGGUUCAGAGCAAUGUCAAGAUCAAUAACACUUGGCCGUGUUUUGAUGGUUGGCUUUCUUUUGGUUUUAGUGUUGAAUGUGUUUUUCUUUCGAUCAGAAUCAUUGACCAAGUUCAACGGCUUUUGGGCUCUCAUUAGCCCUGAUGAGGUAACAUGUGAGGGACGGGUUGCUUUACUCCCAAUUUCAACACCAUCACAAAAUUCAAAUCUAAACUCUCCGAAGAUAUUUCUAUUAGAGACAUCAGGUCGAGCUACACUCAAUCCCAGACAAGCUUGCGCCAUCGAAUCUGCCUUGAGAUUUACGAACCUAAAUGUUUUCGUUUUGAUUCGAAGCCCUUUUUUGAACCUCUCCGAUGUAACCACGUGCCACUUAUUCAAAUUAAGUAAAGAGACCAACACAACCACAACGAAUCUUUACUUCCGCGAGAUUCAACCCGAUCGAGACCUUAAAGACUUGCCAUUUGAUUGUUCAAUGUUUAAGAAAAAGCUGCUCCAAGGCCACAAGUUUUAUGCCACUUUUCUCAGUGACGCUCUAAGACUGGCCUAUUUGUACAACUAUGGAGGAUGGUAUGGUGAUUUAGAUUUCAUCUAUCUACGCUCCUUGGCCAAGGAAAAUGGCUCCAUUUUGGCUGCAACUGGAGGGAAAAGUAACGCGUCCUAUUUCCUCACAAAUGCGGCCAUGAAAAUGGAAAGACGACAUCCCUUUCUUCUGGAAUAUAUGGAGGAUUCCGUCCGGGCUUUCCGAGGACAGGCGAGAGCCGAAAUGGGUCCGAAUACGUUAACUAGCUCUCUGAAACGGUAUUGCAACAUUCCCAAAUCUAUUCAAUCGUUAAGAAACCUCUCAGAUCCCUCCUUGUGCUCCAAUAUUAGGGUUGUCCCACCUCAGGUUUUUCAUCCUAUACGACUUCACACCAUGAAGUUCCUAUGGUCUAAAGAGGAAUUGACCCCCGCAUUUUGGAACCAGACUAAGCGCGACGCUUGGGCGAUCCACUUCUUCUCUUAUUUGACGAGCUCCAAAGAGGUCACCAAGAAUUCGAGAAAGGAGGCUUACUCAUACUUGGCUCCAAUCUAUUGUCCGAAUAGCUUUGCCAGUGUUGAAGAGUUUUAAAAGCAGGCAAUGAGUCCAAAGAAAGCCAAUGAGCGUUACAUUUUUACCUUGUUCUUGUUCAACUGGAAAAUCGAUUGAUUUCUUCACUACGUAUGACUUGUUUAGGUUUGACUUCUUUGUUGUGCAAUGUAAUGCUAAAAAAGAAAAAGUCAGCGGAGGAAAUUUAACGGUUAAGUGAAAAUCGGCACACCAAAACAAUAAAUUGGCACAAGUAAACGACCACACAAAAAGAUAUUACGAGCACACCACAAAUGAAAGGUAGCACACCAAAUAUAAAAAGUGGCACACCACAUCAAUAAAGUGGCACAUGAAAGUGCACUUACAAAAAAGAGUUUAUAGGACAACUUAAGUAUCAAUUGGCAAAUUGAAUUUGAAAAUGUACCCACAAGAAGUGAAAAAAGUAGCAAAACUCAAAGAAAAAUGUAAAACACUGGAAUCAAACGGAAUGAAAAGGAUUUAAAGCAUAUCAAACAUUCAAUGGGCUCGCCAACCAAACAAUACAGAGGCACAC